GGGAGCGGUUGGGGCGGACACGCAGUGCUCAGGUUGGCAGAGAGCGGCGGAGCAGAGUGCAGCUCCACACCCGCUCCUUUGUGACGGAGAAGCGGCGAAGGAGCAGCAGCACAGUGCCGCGCCCUUUCCUGCGCCCUAUACCCGGGGAUACUGCGCUCUCAGGCAGCACCGACCGCUCCACAACUAACCGGAAGUCAAGAUGUACUAGUCCGCGCGCACAGGUGACCGAGACGGGGCAGCAAAGUUUGUGUAGAGUAGAAAACACACACUUUUCUUUUCCGUCCAUGUGUGUUGCUUUGGUUUCACCUUGCGCUCGCACGCACGCAGAGGACGUUGAGGGUGAGACCGCUUUUGUUUCUCCACUCGACGACGACUCCGGAUCUGGAUUUACCUGACAAACGAGUUUGUUCUUGCGCGAGGGAAAAGGUUCUCAACGCACCUCCAGCUGAUGGAAUGCUGAUGUCCAGCCCGCCAGCGAGGACGAGUCCUUAAAGUCUGAAUGGCGCCCUAGUCCCUUUCCUCCGCUCACCGUCUGCUCCGUCCUCACCGGCCACCUCAGCUCCUCCUCUGUGAUCGCACGUCGCCCCUCCCCCCCAACACCUCGUCAUGGAUACGCUCACCGAUGACAAAGAGGGAUGUUACUACAACCGCUCCGUCAAUUUCUUCUACACGGAGAGCGGCAAGAACAUCAGCGCCCACUGGCGCCAACGUGACUAUGUGAUCGUGACGAUGGGCAUGACAGUCUGCUUCAUCGUCAUCUUCUCCAACCUCUUGGUCAUUGGGGCCAUUUUGAAAAACCGACGCUUUCACUUUCCCAUCUAUUACCUGUUGGGAAACCUGGCUUGUGCAGAUCUUUUCUCAGGUAUCUCUUACCUCCACUUGAUGUUCCACACUGGUCCCUGGACCAUUAAGCUGUCAAAGUAUCAGUGGUUUGUGCGGCAGGGCCUGAUCGACACCAGUCUGACGGCCUCUGUCCUCAACCUGCUGGCCGUGGCCGUGGAGCGUCACCAGACCAUCUUCAAAAUGCAGCUUCACAGCAAGAUGAGCACCCGGCGGGUGUUUGUCAUCAUCGUGUGCAUCUGGCUGGUGGCGAUCAUCAUGGGCCUGGUUCCCACCAUGGGCUGGCACUGCCUCUGCGACCUGCCCAACUGCUCCACCAUGGCCCCGAUGUACAGCCGCAGCUACCUGGUGUUCUGGGCGCUGCUCAACCUCCUCACCUUCUCCAUCAUGGUGGCCGUCUACACCCGCAUCUUUGUCUACGUGAGGCACAAGAGCAGGCAGAUGUCCAAGCACACGUCCCAGAUGAGACUCAAAGACACUGUGUUGAGCCUGAUGAAGACCGUGUCCAUGAUCCUGGGCUGUUUUGUGAUCUGCUGGACGCCCGGCCUGGUCGUGCUGCUGCUCGACGGCCUCGGCUGCGAGGAGUGCAAGGUGCUGCGCUACGAGAAGUACUGCCUGGUGCUGGCCGAGUGCAACUCCUUCGUCAACCCCAUCAUCUACUGUUUCCGGGACAGCGAGAUGAGGAAGACCUUCAAGCAGAUCCUGUGCUACGUGUGCAGGCGCGGCAGCCCGAAGGAGGGCAACUCCAGCGCUCACUUCACCACGAUGGAGCAUGAGAACUCUAAGUUUCGUAACGCCGCGCCCGCAGAGAGGAGCAACGGGAAGCCUCUCAUCUGCAACGGCUCAGAAGACGUACCGUCCACCUCGGACAACUGGAGUUAAACAUCAGUGAAAAGCACACACACACACACACACACACACACACACACACACACACACUUGCAGAAGAAGGACAUGAUUGAUCAUGGCUCAGCAGUGGACUCCACACGUCUGUGUAAACCGGGACGUCUGUUUCCCCUCAGCCUGCAGACUGUUGUGACAGAACCAGAAACUGUUUAUUCUGUUAAAUUAAAUAAAAAAAAAAAAGGAACUUCACCUCUGCUGCCAGUGGACAAGAGUGAAGAGCUAAAGGGAUUUAAUUCACGUUUAAUAUCGUCUGAUUCAUUCAGAAGCAACUUUGGCAAUCCAUCCACACUCAGAUGACAUAAGUGGGACAUAAACACACACACACACACACACACACUGACGUUUCCUGUUUGAACAUAAACAACCGGUUAGUUGUGGAAGAAGCCACAGAACGAGUGGAACAUGUUCAAAUCUGGUGCCAGUUUAUUAGGCACACCCAACUUAAACAGAUCCAGAUGGAGCUGUUUAAGAAAAAGUCUUAAAUUAAACAUCAGGCUCUCUUUCUGUUAUUUUUGUGCUUAAACUCAUCCGUAAAACGUAAAUACAGCGGAUUCACCUGUUGUGGUAAAGGUCAGUGAACUUUUCAUGCGGAGCAAGAGCGAUCGCCCCGGGUGUACCUAAUAAAGUGGAGGCUGAACGCAUGCAGCGUCGCUGAAGCGUGCUCUGUGUCGUUUCACAAACAGGGUUAUCACUGAUUUGUUAGAGCUUAAUUUGCUACGUUUUGGAAUGGUUUAUUGAGGAGUUCAAUGAAAUAUUAUUAACGGCAACAUUUGGACUAUAGUUCUUUAAAUUCAUCCUAAUCCAGGGCUGUCUAACUCAUUUUUAAUCCGUAAAAUAACGGCAUCAUAACCAAGAAGCAAGAGCUCCAAAUGUUUCCCUUUCUUUCCACAAAACAUUUUAUCAACAACCUGAAAUGUCUUGAGAGAAAUAAGAAUAAGUGGAAUUUCAACAAUAUUCUGCCCAAGUUGACCAUUUACACACUUAGAGAUCGCAGUGGAUCUACAAAAGUCACAGAUAUCUGUGACAAAUUUAUCCCACAGGUUUGACACCCCUGUCCUAAUCCUAAAGGUCUAAAGAAAGGUAAUAUAAUGGUUGCUGCUGCUUGUUCUUCACAGAUAAUGAUCCAGUCUCCUUGUUAAGCUCUGUUCAGGCUCGUGAUGCCUUCAGGUCCAGGUCAUGUUGGGUAUAAACUUGUACAUUUAUUUUCUUCUUUUUUUUUUAAAUAUGAAGAGUGGCAUAAAUAUCAUUGUACACAUAAAAUAUUAGAGCUUAAAAAAUCCUAUUUUUGAGAUAAAGAUUGAUGUUGAAAAAAUCUAAAUCAUUUUCUUUUUAAAGCAUUUCUUUUUUUUUUAAAUUGUUAUUUUAAGGUGUCUUAAUGUCACUUGUUAUUUCACACUGACUUCGUAUCGCGGCGGUUUUUGCCUGAGCAUUGACGCAGCCUCUGCUGUUGUAACAAUCAGGUUUUUUUUUGUUUUUAUUUUGUUUUAUUUUGUGUGUUAAAAGCUGUUCCUUUCUCGAUGUUUUAUUUUAUUUUAUUUUUUUAUUUUUUUUGCUGUAAACACUGUUUGUUUCAUGUAAAUAGUUUCUGAGCUGGAAUGAAAAAGGCGACGCUUUUAUUGACAGUGUGUGUGUUUGUGUGAUGUCAAAUCUUUAUUUAUGCUCAUACUGUGGUCACGUACAUCACGUUAGUGCACUUAAGCAAUUUAAAAGAAACAAAACAGCUUAAACCAAAAUCAAGCUUCAUGUAGACUGUGUUGUUGUUGUUAUUAUUAUUAUUAUUAUUAUUAUUGUUAGGAUUUCCCCCCCCCCCACCAACCUAUAAUGUUUUAAACUCUGAAUAUUUCAGUUUAAAGCUGGGGUAGGCAGAUCAGAGCGAGAACAUGGCACAUGGCAUUUUUGACCAAUCACAGAGCAGUUUAGAGCGAGAGAGAUGUGGGCGGAGCUUUUCAGCAUCAGGAAAGAUUAGAUCAUCCGUCUUGUGUGAAGUGUUUAAAGUGUGUCCGUCUGUUCGGAGGAUGGAAUUCUCUGCUUGCUUCGUGGACACUUUUCACUCGAAUGAAUUGAGCAAACGAAAAUGAACGACAAAUGACACAAUUGGCAAAUAAAAUGUGGAUCUAAUCCUUCAAAAAUAUUGUAUUUUAUUUGUUUGAAAAUCCACUUUUUGUUUGCAAUGAUGGGGAUUUUGCUUCCUCCGACUCUUUUGCUUCUGUGAUCUCCCUCACUUGUUGUGUUUUAAAAUAUCAACUCAAAUCUAAUUCCACGUGGGAGGGGCUUAGGACAGAGAGAUGAGGAGUCCCGACGGUGAACUUGCCUACCCCAGCUUUACGUGUACACCUGUCAGUGCUGUGAAGCUUGGUGUUGUUGUGAAAGUGGCUGUAAACGUCAAAACUUCCCCUUUCAGCCUCUGAGUGAUGAUCUUUGCUCAGUGACGUCAUUAAAAGAACGUGUUUUUUUUUAAACCCC
This is a messenger RNA of Solea solea (common sole), 4209 nucleotides long. RefSeq names its product lysophosphatidic acid receptor 2-like. Gene Ontology annotation, cellular component: membrane. The transcript is spliced from 5 exons. The record is from RefSeq and is a predicted model, not a curated record. The coding region runs from base 607 to 1722 and encodes 371 amino acids. Gene Ontology annotation, molecular function: lysophosphatidic acid receptor activity. NCBI's taxonomy places the organism in Eukaryota, Metazoa, Chordata, Actinopteri, Pleuronectiformes, Soleidae. Gene Ontology annotation, biological process: G protein-coupled receptor signaling pathway.